GAGUCUAUUUAAAGGCUAGAGUAUACAAAUGAGUUUUAAGAUGCUUCUACUGAGGUAGCAUCUCUAACUGUUACCGGUAGAACAUUCCAGAGUACUGGAGCCCCAAUAGAAAACGCUCUAUAGUCCGCAGACUUUGGAAAACACUAGAGUCAUGAGUAAAACAACCUGGCGCUGACACAUUUCUGAUGAGAAGAUAAAAGGUCAAAUGACAAUCUGGUGAUGACAUCAUCAAGGUGACGCCUGAAUCCUCAAUCAGUGCUUGGUGCAGGGCUCCUUCUCGUUAAUGUUUACCUUGCAUUCUGACAUCAUUAGCGAUCAAAGGUCAGACUUAGGGACAAAGAACGAAAGCCAGCAAUACUGGAAGAGAAAACUUCCAUCAUGGAUACCAUCAAGAUUGGAGUUGGCCUGGUGGGGUUCGGUUUCUUUUUUUUGCUAUUUGGUGUGUUGCUGUACUUUGACUCAGUCUUACUGGCCUUUGGGAAUAUUUUGUUUUUGACAGGUUUAACGUUCAUCAUUGGCCUCAGGAGGACCGCUCACUUCUUUUUCCAAAGACAGAAGUUUAAAGGCUCUUUCUUCUUCCUGGGAGGCGUGUCGCUGGUGCUCCUCCGCUGGCCAAUCAUCGGCAUGCUGGUCGAGACUUACGGCUUCAUCCUUUUAUUCAGGUCUUUCUUUCCAAUGGCCGCGGGGUUUGUCUUGUCGGCUGUGAACAUCCCGUUCCUCAACCAGUUCAUGCAGAGUAACACCAACAUGGUGUAAGAGGCCAUUCGGUCACUGGGGAGGGGGGGGGGAAUUUAACAAGCCUCUGUAACAGUUUUUCAGAGACAGUUCUAGAGAGGACUCAAAUUGACUAUAGGUUGUAAAAUGAGUGCAUUUUUUUAAUAUAUAUAUAUAUAUAUAUAUAUAUAUAUAUUUUUUUUUUUUGGAGAUG
Nerophis lumbriciformis (worm pipefish) is the source of this 928-nucleotide messenger RNA. RefSeq names its product golgi transport 1A (gene golt1a). Gene Ontology annotation, biological process: endoplasmic reticulum to Golgi vesicle-mediated transport; retrograde transport, endosome to Golgi. NCBI's taxonomy places the organism in Eukaryota, Metazoa, Chordata, Actinopteri, Syngnathiformes, Syngnathidae. Gene Ontology annotation, cellular component: endoplasmic reticulum; membrane. The record is from RefSeq and is a predicted model, not a curated record.